AUGCAUCUUUGUUUGAUAGAAGACGGUUACACCACCUCAAAGCUACCACUGGUCUUCACAAGUGUUUUACUGGCAGGAAAUCUGGCUAUUGAUGUCGUUCUCAUCACCUGCUAUGUUUGUAUAGCUUACCAAGUCAUCCAACGAGGUCAAAUCAGUGAUGGAGUUUUGUCAAAAAGCCGCCAACUUAGUAUUUCGUCUACAGGGACUGUCCAUGAUGUUUUAGAAUCAGAUGCUGUUCGCAAACCUGAGCCAAUCCUUCUUACCAGAAAGGCGUCUGUUGCAUCUUCGGAAGUCAAUGGUGGGGGUGAAACUGAACCCUCUCAGGCGGAAGGAUGUAAACUGACCAGAAAUAUCAAAGGAGUCACGUCACGUUCUGUCAGAAGGGGAAGUAUUAAUUCCAAACCGUCAGCGUCAUUCAAGAGAUCCCAGUUCCAACGGCAGAGAUCAGUGUCGAUUCAGAGCAUUGAAAAUAGACGAGCGCAGAUGUACAAGACGACACUGAUGCUUUUCCUCGUAACUCUCCUCUUCAUGGUCUCUUUCAUUCCUUAUUGUGUGAUAGUCAUUAUACGAUAUAUCCAGCCCAACUAUUACGACACAUUGACCACAUCCGGUCAAGCCAUUUUCCAGUUCUUCCUCAGGACCUAUUUGUUCAGUUGUGCGUUGAAUCCUGUCAUUUACAGCUUCAUGAGUGAACAAUUCAGAAAGGAAUGCGUAAAGUUGUUCAGGAGAAGUGGAAUCUGCAAGAAGAAACAUACGUUUAGCCGUUGA
This is a messenger RNA of Pecten maximus, 768 nucleotides long. RefSeq lists its product as uncharacterized. The record is from RefSeq and is a predicted model, not a curated record. Gene Ontology annotation, biological process: G protein-coupled receptor signaling pathway. The transcript has a single exon. Lineage: Eukaryota; Metazoa; Mollusca; Bivalvia; Pectinida; Pectinidae. Gene Ontology annotation, cellular component: membrane. Bases 1 to 768 code for a protein of 255 amino acids. Gene Ontology annotation, molecular function: peptide binding; G protein-coupled receptor activity.